AUGCUCGCAUCGUCGGUGCCUACGCAAGUUGUACCUACGAAUUUGCCAGAGCAUAUUCUGUCCAUAAUUGCGUCUCAGCUCGCUCGUCAGUCACAGCUAGAGCAGCAAGGACCAUCUGCUUCGACUACUGCUUCGUCCGCCCGCCUUCCCGCAACAUCGAAAGCGGCCUGUCAUCUGUCGGCUGUGCCGCAGGACUCAGCUCCCCCGCCCGCUACGUCCGAUGCCGUGCCUGCGCAACUCGUUGCAGAAGCCCACAAUGUCGUGGCCCAGUCCUCGUCUUCGGCACCGCGCUCAGCAACGGCAAGUCGCGGCUCGUCCUUCAAAGACGGACACGUCGAGUUGAGCGGCAACGAGUCCUUUGGGAGUGGCAUCUGUGUUCUUCCCGUGCUCGCUCCUUGGGAGGCUAUCCGGUCCUUGACGGUGACGUGCCCCAUCACGAUCAACGACCUGCACCUCAUCCUGUAUCAAGCGACGAAGUUAGAGCGAGCGGUGUUCUCCUCGAUCGUACAGGAUACUAAGAAGGCGAGGUGCAGGGUUGAUAUCAACGUCAACAAUCUCCGGGAGUUGAUCAUUGAAGACGUUCGGACGCCCAUCGGGAGUAUAUUCGACGAUCUGGAGGCAUUGGAACUGGAGGAGAUCCUCGUUUCCUAUACUUCCACCUCGGCGCUGUGCGAGGAUGAGGAUGGAUACUGCCAGUUCCUGGAAGACAUGGCUCAAGAUCGCAAGCCAGGCAACAUCAUAAUUUAUUCCAACGAUUCGUGGUACCGAGACGCCCGCGCCCAAGGGUUACAAGAGCAGUUGGAGGCGAGUUCCAAUUGGACCGCAGCUGUGAUAUGAUGUAGUACACUAGACUCAGGUAGGCACACAGUAGGACGAGUGAUUUAUAUCAGGAAUAAGCCCGCCACCCCAGGUACCGUAUUUUCAUGCCAUAUUGUUUCUCUAAUACGCGAAACUCAGAAGCAUCCUUGCGGUGUAAGCCAUCUUGGUAUCUGGCGAAGUCGAUAUGCACGAUCUUGAGAGGGUACUGGUAUCGUUUACGGGAGGCUAUCAUGCCUGCGACAGUGCCGUCUGUGGUCGCGCAAAUACAGUGGUGAAUGAUCAAUUUCUCCAAGACAGGCGCCAGCGGCGGCCCAUAUGCAGGAUCCAUACGAGUGAAAAAUGCGUCCUGGAUGAGCGGUCCAUCGACCAUCAGCCAGGUCAGCGUGGCCAUUUGGGGGAGCUGCAGCAAAGCUAGGAGGUCCGCUUCAG
Molecule: messenger RNA, 1248 nt
Organism: Schizophyllum commune H4-8
Lineage: Eukaryota; Fungi; Basidiomycota; Agaricomycetes; Agaricales; Schizophyllaceae
Exons: 2
Coding region: 1-837 (278 amino acids)
Source: RefSeq, a predicted model, not a curated record